GGGGACCGGCAGUGCGCGCAGGCGCAGCGCGGGGCGGGGCGCGCGGGCCAGGCCGAGGCGAGCGCCGGGCGGGCGGCGGCGGCGGCGCCGGGGCGAGUGGAGCGCACAGGGGUCCCGAGUGGCGGCGGCGGCGGCGGCGGCGUAGAGGAAGAAGGCGGCGGCGGCGGCCCCGGCCCCGGCGCCCUCCCGGCCGGCGCGCGGCCCGGCCCGUCCCGCGCCCCCGCCGCGGCCCCGCGGCCCAGCGCGUCCCCAACCCCGGGCCCCGCCGCCGCCGCCGCCGCCAUGGCCCGGCCGCUGGUGCCCAGCUCGCAGAAGGCGCUGCUGCUCGAGCUCAAGGGGCUGCAGGAGGAGCCGGUGGAGGGCUUCCGGGUGACCCUAGUGGACGAGGGCGACCUGUACAACUGGGAGGUGGCCAUCUUCGGGCCCCCCAACACCUACUACGAGGGCGGCUACUUCAAGGCACGCCUCAAGUUCCCCAUCGACUAUCCGUACUCCCCACCGGCCUUCCGAUUCCUGACCAAGAUGUGGCACCCCAACAUCUACGAGACAGGGGACGUGUGCAUCUCCAUCCUCCACCCCCCGGUCGAUGACCCCCAGAGCGGGGAGUUGCCCUCAGAGCGGUGGAACCCCACCCAGAAUGUCAGGACCAUCCUGCUGAGUGUCAUCUCGCUCCUCAACGAACCUAACACCUUCUCACCGGCCAACGUGGACGCCUCCGUGAUGUACAGGAAGUGGAAAGAGAGCAAAGGCAAGGACCGGGAGUACACGGACAUCAUCAGGAAGCAGGUCCUGGGGACCAAGGUGGACGCGGAGCGGGAUGGCGUGAAGGUGCCUACCACGCUGGCCGAGUACUGUGUGAAGACCAAGGCCCCGGCGCCCGAUGAGGGCUCGGACCUCUUCUAUGAUGACUACUACGAGGAUGGGGAGCCUGAGGCCGAGGCCGACAGCUGCUUCGGGGACGACGAAGACGACUCUGGCAACGAGGAGUCCUGACACCACGACCCCGAGAAUAAACUUACAGAUUUUACCUCAGCAGGCCCGGGCUGUGUGGCGCCGAGACUGCCUCGCGGGAGGGGUGCCGCCUGGCCCCUUGGGUGGUCUGCUCUCGGGGGUCGCCCAGUCUCCCACGUGUGUCCUGGGUCCUCUGCUUCCCAGGGGAGGGCCGCCUGCCAGGUUUGGGACAGCCUGGGCGGCGGGGGCCUGAGGAACCUGGACCCCCCACCCGUCCGCAGCUCCUGCUGGCCGGGGCCAGAGCCGUGGGCUCCCAGCUUGUGCGUGGACGGGUUCACCUGUGGUAACUCCUCUGCUCUGGUUUGUUUGGAAUCUGAAUAAAACGACUUUAUGAGAAGCUA
Molecule: messenger RNA, 1352 nt
Organism: Mustela erminea (ermine)
Lineage: Eukaryota; Metazoa; Chordata; Mammalia; Carnivora; Mustelidae
Gene: CDC34
Product: cell division cycle 34
Exons: 5
Biological process (GO): ubiquitin-dependent protein catabolic process; protein polyubiquitination
Molecular function (GO): ubiquitin conjugating enzyme activity
Source: RefSeq, a predicted model, not a curated record